AUGUGCAGCUUGCCUCCCCCCAAGACGAACCUUGCACUGCUGUACAUUAUCCUCGUCUAUUAUCUCAGCGACAUCUCAGACUCGGAUAGCGAAGAUGCGCUCUUCGUUACCCUUGCGAGCUGGCAUGUAAGUCCUGGCCUCAUUCUUGCAGCAUCGCAUCCUCAGCAUCGUCUCCUGCUCCCCAAGUGCGCUGGUCCUCACACUCUGAAUCAACCAUCCCACGGCCCUCCUCCUACCCCUUCUCCCGUUGCCCUUCGUCGAUUUCUACUCUGUGAAGAUGCUUAUGGGAUUAGUCUCAAGCGCUCCUCCUACUACGACUCCGACUACCGCAGCGGGGCUGCCCUGCUUCGGGCCCGCCGACCGUACCUGGUCAAGAAUACCAUCACAGGCCUAGCGAUCUUCGGUUUUGCCAUUGGCGUUUGCCAAGAGACCUUUGACGACGUGAUUGUUCCGUCGGACCCGCAAGUCGCUGCGCCCAACUCCUCCUCCGCAGAAACUGCACAAUUACAGCAGAUUUCAACUCAGCCGCCGAAGACACCCACUGCGCAGGCGAACGGGAUCCGCUCGUAA
Fonsecaea multimorphosa CBS 102226 is the source of this 570-nucleotide messenger RNA. RefSeq lists its product as uncharacterized. The record is from RefSeq and is a predicted model, not a curated record. Bases 1 to 570 code for a protein of 189 amino acids. NCBI's taxonomy places the organism in Eukaryota, Fungi, Ascomycota, Eurotiomycetes, Chaetothyriales, Herpotrichiellaceae. The transcript has 2 exons.